This is a messenger RNA of Leptomonas pyrrhocoris, 3558 nucleotides long. RefSeq names its product putative ubiquitin hydrolase putativecysteine peptidase Clan CA family C19. Gene Ontology annotation, molecular function: cysteine-type deubiquitinase activity. The transcript has a single exon. Lineage: Eukaryota; Euglenozoa; Kinetoplastea; Trypanosomatida; Trypanosomatidae. Gene Ontology annotation, biological process: protein deubiquitination. Bases 604 to 3558 code for a protein of 984 amino acids. The record is from RefSeq and is a predicted model, not a curated record.
AGUACAAACUUUCUCAUAACUUGCGAGGGGGAAUUAGCUCAGGUUGAAAGAAAAGGAUAAACAAAACUUGUAUUAUCGAUAAGGUUGACAACGAAGCAAGUAUAUAUAGCGCUUACCGUUACAUGUAAGGAAGCAAAAUAAAAAAACGGGAAAGGAGUCGAAGUGCAUGCAUCAUGUUUUUGUGUAGAUUAGCACCACCACUUACAAGAGAACACAACUUGUUUACAGUAGCAGUUGAAAGCCGUGUCUCUAAAAGGCGAGCAAUUUCUUCCGACUCAGCCGAGCAUACACGUAUACGCCGGCAGAGCACUCUUCGGCUCCCCAUAGUAGUUUUACAUUUAUAUUUACUAUUUUCGUGGUUUUUUAUUUUUAUUUUCACGCUCAGCACUCUGGUGCGAAAGACGAAAUCCUUCGGCAGUGUUUUGCUUCUUCGAUAUUGGUAAACAUAGGUUUGUGUUGUGAGAGUUUGGCAGCUGUAGCUCAGGUUCGAGUUCCUUAAAGAAGGCCGCCUGUUAAGAAUCUCUUCCCCCCCCCUUUUUCUUGGUUCAUAUAGUAGCGAUUUCUUUAUUUUGAAUAACGUCAAGUAGUCAGAAAACGCACAUCAUGCCGCGAACGUCUGCGACAAAUGCGGCGGAGCCACUAUCCUCCUUCAUCCCCUCGCGGCACAACCGCUCCUUCUCGGAGCAGACCACGCCGUCGUCCGUCGUCGUGUCCAUGACAUCCUCCUACAAGGGACCGCUGCGGGGUCGACGUCCCCCUGUCGGGGUCACGGCACUGCAGAAGCGACGCUUUCGCACGCAAUCCUCUACGGACGGUCAAGGAUCACGCCGGACAUCCAACCCGGCCGCCACAGCAACCGCCCCUUGCAGAGGGGAGGCUCAUGUCUUCACGGUGCACACGCGCCCCACGGAAGACCGUCGGGUGGACAAGGGCGCCUCCACCGGCGACGCAGCAGGGAGUAAGACGAGCAGCAGUAGUUGUAGUAGCAGCAAUAAGGCGAAGCCGAAAGAGAUCUCAAGCAGCGGAGAGGAAAUCGUAUUCCCUAAGAUCAAUUCGGUAGGAUCUUUAUCGAACGUCUCUCACUCGUAUUACUCUAGCGCUGCUGCGCCGAAGGCACAAAACAGAACCGAUGAAAGCGCAGCAAAGUCGAACAAAACAGGUGAACGCGAGGCGGCACGUGACUUCUCCGCCUCUGCGCCCGUCACCUCAUCGUCCUCCGUUUUUCCGAGUCAGCACAGCAUCAAAAAAAUGAGUCCAACCUCGCUGAAUCGAACCGCAGCACCCACGAUGCGCGGCGUGAAAGACACCGUGGAUGAGCCGCCUUCCUCUUCUUCCCCUGCGAUCCCUUACAAUGACCGCAGCGACGCUACCCAUACCGCACCGCCAUCUAACAAACGACGCACCAGCAACAACUCCUCAUCCUCUACUCCGAACGCGGACGGCUUGGUCACGCCGGGUGCCGUAAAACACAAGGCGACGCCUCCCCCGCCACAGGAAGUGUCGCUACCGUCGCGCAGUGAAGCCGUUGCGUCCUCCAGCGCUCCGCCAACCACGUUGUUGCCGCUUCCCUCCACCGUGUCGAAGCCGGUAAGGAACGCGGAGGGCGGCACGGAAGUCCACAGCAGUAGUGUGGCGGCGUCAAGCACCACCGCGGCAAACGUCGACUCUGCCGCCCCCGCGAUUCCCUCUCGCUGCUCUCAGCUCGUCUGCCCUCACGUAGAGUCCGCGUCCUCCUCCGUCGCCCUUCCGCGCGUGAGUUGUCAGCCGCCGGUGCUGCGCACCGCGUCGCAGCAGUCGUUAAGCAACUCGCAACGCGCCAAAGAGGCCCUGCUGCGGUUCAGCGCAGAAUCCACUGGAACUGACGCAAUGCGCGACACAAGCUCCGCUACGCUGUCGCUGCAACCUUCUACGUCGACUCGCUCUGCGCCUCUGCAGCCGCACCCGCCCACCACCCUCCUUUACACCUCUUCGGACGCUCCGUCGGUUGCCUCCAAUUCUUCGCAGUCUGUUCAGACGCUUCAGUCUUCCACUGCAGUCACAAACGCUGCCGUUGUUUCGUUAUCGCACUCGAUGAGCCAAUCUUCUGAAAGGGAACACCACGCCCAUCUUCCCUCGCGGGAUGCUUCGCAUGUCAAGGGACUGUCGACGCCCGGCAGGGCGCACAAGUCGCAUCACCCUGUCUUGCUGCCCGCCAUCAUGAACCUCUACAGCUCCCCGAUCUCACUGCGCAAUUUCGGUUCCACGUGCUACCUCAACUCGGUCGUGCAGUGUCUCUUGCACACCCCGGGGCUGCUGCGCGCGCUGGACAAGGACCGGCAGCGCAUCAUUAAGGAGUGGGAGGCCAAGAAAGGGGGAAGAUUUGAUGAGGAACACCGGCGCAGCUGCGCGGAGCGGAACGCGCCGGCGACAUCCGCGCUGCUCGACCUCGGCACCGCGAAACCACGGCAAGAUACACCAACACCGCAGCUGCUGCUGAGCCUCAAAGCGGCGUGUGGGGAGUGCAACGAAGAGUUCGCCGGCAAAGGGCAAAACGACGCCCACGAGCUGCUCAUCACGCUGCUGGGCGUGAUCGACAAGGAGGUCUGCCGCAGCAAACCGGAGGCGUACCAAACGAUGAAGGAUGUCGAAAAUGAGUGCAAGCGCGACGCCUACGCGCGCUGGACGGAGCGGCUUCGUCAGGAGAACAACUCCACCAUUUACGACCUCUUCGGCGGCGUCACGUGCAGCACGGUGCAGUGCGCGACCUGCUCCCUCGUCUCGUACCGCUUUGAGGCGCUGCUGGAUAUUUCGUUGCCCAUGACCUACAACAACGGACCGCGCGCGGCUGCCCGUACCACCGCCGGCGACGGCAAACACGGGAGUGUGCGGCCGGAGGAGGUGGUCGCGGUCGAUCUGCUGCUGCAUGACAUGUUCUUCAGUGAUCACGGGGAGUUUCUGUCGGGACCGAUGCAGGUCACGUGCGAUCGCUGCAAGAAACUGCGCGACAAAACGAUCUGGUCCACCAUGGAGCAGUGGCCGCCGAUUCUUGUGCUGCAUCUGAAGCGCUUCAAUAACGCCGGGGUGAAGAACGAGUCCGCUGUGGUCUUUCCGUGCACUUUCUGUCCAUUUGGUCGAGUGAAGUAUCAAUUGUAUGGUGUGUGCUGCCACCGCGGCACCGCCUCCUUUGGCCACUACACGAGUUACGUCUUCGUGGAAGGCGACGCGGCGACAGUGGAGUCGCCGCUGCGCAAAUCGAGUUCGCACAACUGCGACAUCGCAAAGUCACACUUCGGUGACCACGCAGGCGACCUCGAUGCCCUUCGCGGUGCGUCUUCCGGCAGCUUUGCCCGAGGUGCGGACGACAGCUUCGGUCUCGGUGAAGGGUCCGAUCUGUCUUUCGGAAAAAGCACACCGCAGGUGACGACGCACGGCAGCAGUGGCAGCAAUGGGAGUUUCAGCUCCGGGAAAGGUGGGAAGUGGCAUUUCUGCAACGACGAGUCCAUCACGGCGGUGACGGCAUCGGAAGUGGUGAGCAAGACGAAGGAGGCGUACAUUCUCUUCUAUCGCCGUGUCGCGUAG